UUGCAAGUGGACGAACGUGUAUGACGUGAUUAUUUCCACGUUGGAAGUCACUUGAAGUGCGAAGUAAUUUGAGUAACAUAUUUUGUAAACAUUUGUUUAGUGUAUAACAGUUUUUACAUAUUCUUCAAGAAUAAGUGUUUCAACACAUCCAAAUAAAACCAUAUUCUUUAUCGCAAAUGCAAAAUACGAAUGUUGUUACGGCUUUAGCAUUUCUCAUUGAGCUCGUAAGGCGUAAGGGUAGUACUUGACAUCGUUGUGAGACGUAUGCAGGCGGUGAUGGUACGGUGUUAAUGAGAUGCCGUUGUAGCCUGCGACAUGUCCGGGCGCAUGAUGUACAAGAAAUCGCACUUUCCAUAAUUCAUGUGAUUGUAAUAAGUGUGCUAGACAGUUUAUUGGAUUUUAUAGCCGCGCGUCUGUAUAACUUCGUAACCAUUAUAAAAGUUUUAACACUUAUCAGUACGUAUUGCUGAAGAAGUGGGACAAUGUCAGUGCCUACAGACUUAAGUUUGAUGGAUUUUUUAGUCGACAGAGAAGAUCCGAUUCUCAUCUCGGAUAAAGAUUCAGUUAGCAGAAGUGAUCAGAAAGAUAUUGAAGCAAUGAUUACAGAAGGCUGGCCAACAAAUCCAGAUGAGUUCUUGGAUUCCAUUCUAAAAUUUGAGAACCACCCAUUCGAAAUAUUGGAUGAUAGCGAGCUUCUGUCUGCUGCAUGUACAGUGGAAGCAGAUAUACCAGCAUCUGCCAGUAGUUGCUCUGACAGUGGUGUCUCAAGUGACCAACAGCUGUCACCCAUGUUAUAUGAGGUUGAAGAUGAUGAUAGAGGAGAUCUGUUGUCUUCCUUGUCCAGUGGUAGUGAAGGUAGUCCAUUGGAGGCAUCUCAUGUAUACAGUGACCAUGAGACCUCAGUACAAGAGGAUGUUGAAAUAGAUUCUUCAUUGGAGGCAUCUCAUGUAUACAGUGACCAUGAGACCUCAGUACAGGAGGAUGUUGAAAUAGAUUCUUCAGUUUUCAGUAUCCUCAAAGUAGAAGACAACCAAGCCAUUAUUAGUAUGAAUGUGUUGUCUUCACCACAGCAAAGUGAAACUGCAACACAUAACUUCCAAAACAGACAUCUCAAGACCACCAGUACUCCUUUACGCCAAUUGAUCCAUGUCACACCGGUGUCUGGCAAUCCUCGAUCCAUUCUCUUGCCACUAAGUCUCAAGGACAUGAAGGACAUCAAAGCAAUUAAAAUCAUCAAUGCAUCUCACCAAAAUGUCACAAGAAGACAGAAAUCUGUAGCUGGAAUGCAUGUUACAACUGGUAACAGAGCAGCUUUACAAACCAAACCAAUUCUUGUCAAGAGUACUGCUCCACAAGAUGACAUCAUGAGCACCAGUUCUUCUAAAGGAAGCAUGUCAGAAGAAACAUGCGAUGACUCAGAUUCACAGUAUCCAAGGCUCCAGUUAACAUCUGAAGAAAAGAGACUCCUACAAAAAGAAGGUGUCAGACUGCCUUCCCAUUAUCCUCUCACAAAGCAUGAAGAGCGUGAGCUUAAAAGGAUCAGAAGAAAAAUUCGUAACAAGAUAUCAGCACAGGACUCUCGCAAGAGGAAGAAGGAAUACAUAGAUGGCUUGGAAGAACGGGUAAAACAGUGCACUGAAGAAAAUCUACAUUUAGUGAAACGUAUCAAAGCUCUGCAGACACAAAACCAAACUCUGGCAACACAGCUCAAGAAACUACAGUCUGUGUUGGCCCGUGGAACGGCAAAAACAGCACAACCUGCCACUUGCCUCAUGGUGCUUCUGCUUUCCAUGGCCCUCGUAAUGGCGCCCAAUUUGCGACUGAAUCAGAGUUCACCCUCAAACUCUGACAGUCAGAAGGAUCAAGACCUGUCACAACCAGAAGAUAAAAUGACACCUCUUGCAGGCCGUUCAAGAAACCUGUUAGAAUUUGCUAAGUCACCAGUCACUGAGGAUGACAGCAUGAAGAGUGUGGAUCAGGAUGAUGAAGCAAAGUUCAUAUCUGAUAUGGCUGAACUUCUGCACUUCAACAAUCCUCUGGUGGGUGACCAUGAUUAUGAACCUCCACCACUAAAGCGCUCUCGUAUAGAUGAUAAAGUGGAGGAUAUCAAGCCAUCACUGCUGUCUUCAGGCAAAGACUACAUUAUACCACCAUCAGACGAAAUCUGGCCACCACCGCCAACACCUGGAGAUAGUCGUGUCAGUAGCAUGAUUGAGAAGGCAAUGGGAGAGGAGAUGAUGGUUAACAUUUCAGAUGCUGGCGGGAUGAGAACAGUGGUGCUCCAAGUACCUAAAGAACAAUAACUAUGUGCAUCCAAAACAAGACACCUUAUUUCGGGUGCUUUUAGUUUCAGUUUGCAAAGUGAGGGUUUCAGUAUUCAUUUCAUUUGCCAUUAUGGAUGAGAAUUAAUGUCAGCUGUAACAAAUUAUAUCACUAUGGAACUUCCUCACCCAGUGUAACAAAAUGCUUAAGCUGUUUAUAUGAUAAGAAGGCAUAAUUUCUGUUUGGGCAAAUGAAAGCAUUGAAAAUUUGUUCUCCAGAUAGGGAAUUUCUAUUGAUGUUCCUUGUUUGAAUGCUUGUAGAAGCAUAGUAGAAGGCUGGCCAACAGACUUCCCUUUAAAAGUAGAGUAAUGCUAUAUUUGAGAUAAGUAGUGAAUAGAUUGUGCAGGAUGUGGAAUCAUUGUGUCCUUUGUAGUUGCAGUGAAAUAGUUGAUUUAAUGUAGUAGUAGAUUUUUGUUUUAUGGGAAUUUGUUGAAUAAACUUCACAUGGUCGAGUGUUUUUCUGUUGUAUAUGGGUUCUGCAGUUUAUAUAUACAUGUAUAAUGCAAUUACUGCUAAUCAAUUUUACCUGCACUUUCAUUCAAGCUGUAUCACCUUUAGUCAUUUGCCCCAACAUGUAUGUCAUGUAAUUGUGUUUCAUUUUUAAUAAAUGGUCGGAUGUGAAUGAUUUA
Messenger RNA from Zootermopsis nevadensis, 2951 nucleotides. RefSeq lists its product as uncharacterized. Gene Ontology annotation, biological process: regulation of transcription by RNA polymerase II. Gene Ontology annotation, cellular component: nucleus. Gene Ontology annotation, molecular function: RNA polymerase II cis-regulatory region sequence-specific DNA binding; DNA-binding transcription factor activity, RNA polymerase II-specific. The record is from RefSeq and is a predicted model, not a curated record. Lineage: Eukaryota; Metazoa; Arthropoda; Insecta; Blattodea; Termopsidae.